Populus trichocarpa (black cottonwood) is the source of this 2211-nucleotide messenger RNA. RefSeq names its product probable terpene synthase 6. Gene Ontology annotation, molecular function: magnesium ion binding; terpene synthase activity. Lineage: Eukaryota; Viridiplantae; Streptophyta; Magnoliopsida; Malpighiales; Salicaceae. The transcript is spliced from 9 exons. The record is from RefSeq and is a predicted model, not a curated record. Gene Ontology annotation, biological process: diterpenoid biosynthetic process. The coding region runs from base 19 to 2211 and encodes 730 amino acids.
UCUAUUUCAUUCCAGAAAAUGGAAAACACCAAUCAACAAAACAAUUCUCAUCGAAGGGCAGAUUUCCCACCAAGCUUGUGGGGUUGUAGCUUCGCUUCAUUUCCCUUCCCCCAAACGGAAUUCGAGUCAUACAGCCGACAAGUAGAAGUGUUGAAAGAAAAUGUGAAGGACAUGCUGACGGCUUCCAAAAAGGAUCCAGUGGAACAUAUUGAAUUCAUUAAUCUGUCAUGUCGGCUUGGUGUGUCAUAUCAUUUUGACGACGAGAUUGAAAACAGCCUCAAACAAAUUUUUGCUGACCUUCCUAAACUUCUUGAGAAGCAUGACUGUGAUCUCUACACUUUAUCACUACUAUUUCGAGUAUUGAGACAGCAUGGAUUCAAAAUGCCUUGCGUUGUGUUCGACAAGUUCAAGGACACCAAUGGAGAGUUUAAGAAAACAAUCAUCAACGAUGUUAAAGGCAUCCUGGGCUUGUAUGAAGCUUCAUUUUUAAGUGUGCAUGGGGAACAGGUACUGGAUGAAGCCCUUGUUUUCACAAAGGCAAACCUGGAGUCUUUGGCUAUGCAAUCAAGCCCACGUCUAGCAGACCAUAUUAGGAAUGCUUUGAUCCGGCCCUUUCACAAAGGCGUACCAAGAAUAGAGGCUAGAAAAUACAUCUCUUUCUACGAAGAAGAUGAGUCUCGGAAUGACACUCUACUCAAGUUUGCCAAGAUAGAUUUCAAUCGAGUUCAGUUAAUACAUCGACAAGAGCUAUCCAUUCUCUCGAGGUGGUGGAAUGAUUUAAAUUUUGCCGAGGAGUUUCCAUAUGCAAGAGAUAGAAUUGUAGAGGUCUAUGUCUGGGCAAAUGGAGUCCAUUUCGAGCCUCAAUAUGCUUUCUCUCGGAUGAUGGUCACGAAAUAUUUAAAAAUGAUAUCACUGGUAGAUGAUACAUAUGAUGCAUAUGCAUCUUUCGAAGAAAUACAACAUUUUACUAAUGCAAUUGAAAGAUGCAGCAUGAAUGCUCUUGAUCAACUACCUGCCGAUUACAUGAAAGUUCUUUAUAGAGCUUUUCUGAAUCUUUUCAACGAAACUGAGAAUGAUAUGGGAAAGCAAGGAAGAUCCUAUGCCUCAUAUUAUGUGAAGGAGGAACUUAAAGAAUUGGUGAGAGGCUACCAUACGGAGGCGGGGUGGGCAGAUAAAUGCCAUGUCCCAACAUUCGAUGAGUAUGUGCGCAAUGGAUUAGCCACAAGUUGUUAUGGGGCAAUUAUGGCAACAUCCUUCCUUGGAAUGGAAGAAGUUGCAGGAGGGGAGGAGUAUGAAUGGCUAAAAAGUAAUCCAAAAAUUCUUUCUGCUGGAAAGAUGAUCGGUCGCUUGAUGAAUGACAUAAUGGGCCACGAGGAUGAACAAAAGCGAGGAGACUGUGCAUCCGGUGUUGAAUGCUACAUGAAACAAUAUGAUGUAUCGGAGAAGAAAGCAAUUGAAGAGAUACAAAAGAUGGUCGCAAAUGGAUGGAAGGACAUCAAUGAAGAUUGCAUGAGGCCAACUAAUGCUCCAAUGCCUCUCCUUCAACAUAUUGUUAACCUUGCUCGAGUUACCGAUGUUAUGUAUGAGAAUGAUGACGCCUACACAAUUCCAUCAAGUUUAAAAGAUUAUGUCGCUUUAUUAUAUAUUGAGCAAGUGCCGUGUUGUGUUUUUUAUGAAUCAGUUGUGUUCGACAAGUUCAAGGACACCAAUGGAGAGUUUAAGAAAACAAUCAUCAACGAUGUUAAAGGCAUCCUGGGCUUGUAUGAAGCUUCAUUUUUAAGUGUGCAUGGAGAACAGGUACUGGAUGAAGCCCUUGUUUUCACAAAGGCAAACCUGGAGUCUUUGGCUAUGCAAUCAAGCCCACGUCUAGCAGACCAUAUUAGGAAUGCUUUGAUCCGGCCCUUUCACAAAGGCGUACCAAGAAUAGAGGCUAGAAAAUAUAUCUCUUUCUACGAAGAAGAGUGGUGGAAUGAUUUAAAUUUUGCUGAGGAGUUUCCUUAUGCAAGAGAUAGAAUUGUAGAGAUCUAUUUCUGGGGAAAUGGAGUCCAUUUCGAGCCUCAAUAUGCUUUCUCUCGGAUGAUGGUCACGAAAUAUACAAAAAUUGUAUCACUGGUAGAUGAUACAUAUGAUGCAUAUGCUUCUUUUGAAGAAAUAAAACAUUUUACUAAUGCAUUAGUUGGCCUCAUGCAAUCUUCAUUGAUGUCCUUGUGA